AUGAGUAAGGACAGUGAAGAUUAUCAAAAUGAUGAAAAGAUGUUAGAAGAAUAUAAUAAAUUAAUUGAAAACAAUGGCACAGACUCACAACUAUUUGCAAAACGAGGGAUGUGUUAUUACUCACUUGGAAAAUAUAUGGAAGCAUUUACUGAUGGAGUUACUUCAGCACGACUGAACCCUAAUAUAACUGAUGGAUUAAAACCAAUAGCAUUGUCAUUAAUCAAAAUGGAAAAGUAUCAAGAAGCAAGAAGAGUAAUUGAAAAAGCAAUGUCAAUGGAAGAAACAAAUGAAUAUUGGAAAAAAUUACAUUUAGAGGUAUUAGAAAAAGAUACAAUUCAAUUUGACCCAAUGCAUGUCUUUGAUAAUUGGGAAGAAAAGUUAAUGUCAAAUGAACGUACAAAGAAGUAUUUAAAAGAUGAAAGUUUCAAAGAAUAUUUAAGUGAUUAUGUAAAUAAUCCAAUGUUAUUUAAAAGUGGUGUAAAAGAUCCAAAAAUUUCAGAGUGUUUAAUGGUAUUAAUGGGCGUUGAUAUGAAUCAAUUUUUAAAUGUACAAAACACUAAAUCAUUAUGGAGUGAAGCAAUUACUAAGGACAAACAAAGAGAAUUAAAAAAAGAAAUGAAUGAAAAAGGAAUAGAUGUUAAUAACGAUAAGAAUGAAUCGUCUCAAGAAGUAAAAGAAUUUCUUAAUAAUGUUACCAAGAAAAAAUCAAAACCAUUUAUUCCACCAAAAAAUAAUGAAGAACGUAUUAUUGAAGCGGAAAAAGAAAAAGAAAAAGGAAAUGAAUACUAUAAACAAAAAAUGUUUCAAGAAGCAAUUGAAUGUUAUAAUCAUGCAAUGAUGUUAGACAAAACAAACAUUAUAUAUCAAUUAAAUAAAUCAGCUGUUUAUUAUGAAAUGAAACAAUGGAGAUUUGUAAUUCAAAUUUGUAGUAAUUUAAUUAAUAAAAUUACUGAUCAAAAAAGGCAUGGAAGAAUUGCUUUAAGAUUAGCAAAUGCAUAUUUAGAAGUAAAAGAAUUAGAAAAUGCUGAAAAGUAUUUUGAUAUUGCAAUAAAAGAUGGAAUAAAUGAAGCUAAAAUAAAAUAUGAAGAAGUUAAAAUAUUAAUUGAACAAGAACAAGAAAGAAAAAUACUUAAAGGACCAACAAUGAAUUCAGACAUUGAAAGAUAUUUAAUGCAUGAUGAAGUUCGUGAAAUUAUUAGAUUAAUUAAUAAAGAUCCAAAUAAUUUAAAAAAGUUAAGAAAAGAGCCCAAAUAUCGACAGUAUAUAGAAAAAAUGAUUCAAUUAGGAAUAUUACAAUCACAAACAUAA
Molecule: messenger RNA, 1308 nt
Organism: Entamoeba dispar SAW760
Lineage: Eukaryota; Evosea; Mastigamoebida; Endamoebidae
Product: heat shock protein STI1, putative
Exons: 1
Coding region: 1-1308 (435 amino acids)
Molecular function (GO): Hsp90 protein binding
Source: RefSeq, a predicted model, not a curated record